Messenger RNA from Acanthocheilonema viteae, 1773 nucleotides. Lineage: Eukaryota; Metazoa; Nematoda; Chromadorea; Rhabditida; Onchocercidae. The record is from the annotation of a GenBank genome assembly.
AUGGUUGGGCCGGUAUUUUGCAGACUUAUUUCAAUGUGUGGCAUUAUUGUGGCGGUUGUUGGUCGAAGCCGGUGCUGCUAAAGGAUGGAUGAUGAAGGAGCAUCAUCAUCCGGAUUUUGCAAUCCAUAUGAUAGAGAUUCCGGUUUUGAUGCUACUUCACGUGAAGCAAUGUAUAAAAAUAAAGGUAUGACAUCAGAUGCUAUGCGUAAACGACGUGAAGAGGCUUACGCUGAAAUCCGUAAAGCUAAACGAUACGAUGAUUUAAACAAGCGACGGCAAAUAGAUCUUGCACCAACUGAUGUGGAUGAAGAACCGGGACGUGAACUUUCUGGUAAUUCAGUAGAUGAGCGAAUCGUUUCGAAGCUAUGUGGUGAAUGCCCGGAAGAGAUCGAGGAAGCUCUGGAUUUUUAUAGACGGCGUUUCCGUACAAGUAAUGCCAGUGAUGUAGCAGAUGAAAUUGUUACCUUGAAUUUAAUACCUCGUAUCGUGGAUUUGUUGCAAAACGGAUCGACUCUUAACAUACGUCGAACUGCCACCCAUGUUGUUGGUGCUAUUGUUUCUAUCUGUUCAACACAUACCGAAGCAAUUGUCAAAAGCGGAGUUGUCCCACAUUUGGUCGAUUUGAUUGGUAAUCCAGACCGCGAGUUGCGUGAGCUAACAUUAUUUGCGCUAGGUAACAUAGCUGCCGAAUGUUGCGAAUAUAGAGAUCUCUGCAUCGCAUAUGGUAUGGCUCAGAAAAUGACGAUGAUACCGGAUGGUACCAUGACACUAAUGGAAGCGCGAUGUACUGUCUGGGCUUCUUCGAAUUUAUGCCGUGGAAAAGAUCCUCCUGUAGAUCUCGAGAAGAUCGCUGUGUUGCUGCCAUUGUUUAACGAAGCCUUGUACAGUAAUGACACAUUAAUCAUCUCAGAUGCUUGUCGUGCAUUUGGUCGGUUACUUGAUGCUACACCGGAAAGCUCAUAUAAAUAUAUUCUAAAGCCAAGUACCAUUGAGUGUCUAGUAGAGCACAUGGGAAAUCCUAAUUCGAAAAUAUCACUGGCGGCGUUAUUGGCAGUUGGGAAUAUUGUUUCAGGGGAUGACGAGCAAACGCAAAGUGUUUUAAACUGUGCAAAUGCGUUGAACUACAUUCAUCGUCUUUUGCUGGAUGGUGAGCAAAAAACAAAACGCGAAGUAUGUUGGGUAUUAUCGAAUAUUGCUGCUGGUACAACUGCGCAAAUACAGGCCAUCUUUGCCGCUGGAAUAAUUCCUUCUUUGAUACAAAUUUUGAAGACGGAAACAUUCCAAGUUCGUUCAGAAGCCUGCUGGGUAAUUGCUAAUGCGAUCACUGGUGGUAACAGAGAACAUGUGUCACAAAUUGUGCGCGAAGGUGCUCUUAUCCCUCUCAGUGAUAUGCUCACUGUCAUGGAUUGCACUGUAGUUGUCGUAGUACUCAAAACAUUGACCGAAAUUCUGGAAUGCGGUGAACAUUGUAAAAUUGAUGGUCAAAAUCCAUACGCUGCUCGACUAGAAGAAUUGAACGUGAUCGAUAAACUUGAAUUCUUGAUGUUAAGUUCGAAUACGGAAAUAUUUUUUAAAGCGUGCGCGAUCAUGGAGAAAUAUUAUCUUCGUGAAGAUGACGAGCAGGAUAAUACCAACAACGAUAAUAGUGUAGUAUGUGGAAGGAAUAAAAAAGCAAAUCCAGAGGAUCAAAUACCAAAAGAGAAUACACUGCUGACAGAAAUAGUAAAAUGGAGAAAUGGUCGUGGAAUAGGGAUUAAUUCUGGGCUUUCCUAA